Molecule: messenger RNA, 1494 nt
Organism: Pseudonaja textilis
Lineage: Eukaryota; Metazoa; Chordata; Lepidosauria; Squamata; Elapidae
Gene: PNO1
Product: partner of NOB1 homolog
Cellular component (GO): nucleus
Molecular function (GO): RNA binding
Source: RefSeq, a predicted model, not a curated record
AGAGCGCGACCUCCAACCAUAGAGCGCGAACUGGAGGAACGGGAAAGGCUUCUAUGGCAGCUGUCUUGCGUGACUCGAGACGCAGCUCCGCCUCUUCCUGUAGAUAUCGUGCUAGAUAGGCCCGGCGAAACGUGGAGAUGGAAAGCGCCGGUGAAGUGGGGCUGCCGCUGCCUCAGCCAGAAGGCUUCACGAAGGUCCUUAAGCGGAAGAGGCGUCGGGAGCCCCAGAUGGACACGAACGAGAGCCCGGUGCCUAGGAAGCGGCCGGAUUUCCCUCCUCUUAGCGGGGAAGCCCUCGCCUGUGGAAAAGAUGAAUUGAGAAAAAUUCCUGUACCAGCAAAUAGAUAUACUCCUUUGAAAGAGAACUGGAUGAAAAUUUUUACACCAAUUGUAGAACAUUUGCAGCUUCAAAUUAGAUUUAACUUAAAAACAAGGAAUGUAGAGAUAAAGACUUGUAAAGAAACAAAAGACAUAGGUGCUUUGACAAAAGCAGCUGAUUUUGUAAAAGCUUUUAUACUAGGAUUUCAGGUUGAGGAUGCACUUGCAUUAAUCAGAUUAGAUGAGCUUUUUCUAGAAUCAUUUGAAGUAACAGAUGUUAAACCUUUAAAAGGAGAUCAUCUUUCAAGAGCAAUAGGAAGAAUUGCUGGAAAAGGAGGAAAAACCAAAUUUACUAUUGAAAAUGUAACAAGGACACGAAUAGUUCUUGCAGAUUCGAAAGUUCAUAUUUUAGGAUCUUUCCAGAACAUUAAAAUGGCACGGACAGCCAUUUGCAAUCUCAUUCUAGGGAGUCCUCCAUCUAAAGUUUAUGGCAAUAUUAGAGCAAUAGCAAGCAGAGCAACAGAAAGAUUUUAAGACCAUGGCUUUUGAAGUCACACGCUUCUACACAAGAUACUGGAAAACACUUGAAGAAAGCAAUGUCAAAAUACAGAUUACAGAAAAAGUGCUUUUCUUUAAAACCCAAAACAAACACAUUGUGUUUCAGAAGCUCUGCUAAACCAUUUUAAGCAGGUGGCAUUUCAGCCAGACCAAAAUUUGGAAUAUUUUCUUUAUCCAGAGUUUGGGCUGAAACAAAAUUCAGAAGGAUUUAAGGGUGAGUUGGGCAAGGCUGAUAUGUCGUGCCUCUUUUUUUCCUCCAGGCUUGUGGCAGACUACCUAUUUUCCGAGUGUCCCUCUUGCCCUUCUCCCUGCUAGCUUCCAGUGGAAAUACCCACCUGAACAGCUCAUUCCUGAUCUUUGCACUUUGUUUCUAGUUGCCACCAGUAUCCAUGCCUCAAAACACUUCUUUUUGAAUUAAUUCAUGUCUAGGUCACUCAAAACUAGCAGUUCUAUGCAUGGAAUAUUUUUCACAUCCCUAGUAAACUUAGCAAUUUUCAGUUCCAACACAACUGGCAUUUAAUAGAACUGCUACAGCAACGUUCUCAAGCAAGUAUCUUAUCAUGAAGCAUUCUAAAAUGAAGUUAUGUCCAAUAAAAAUUGGUACUUGAAUUUCAUUCUA